Molecule: messenger RNA, 1209 nt
Organism: Symbiodinium sp. CCMP2592
Lineage: Eukaryota; Dinophyceae; Suessiales; Symbiodiniaceae
Source: the annotation of a GenBank genome assembly
AUGCUUCGGCUUCUGGUGACUCUAGCGGCUGUCAAGGCUGCUACCGUUUGCCAGGACGACCUUAUCACCCCUUCGACCGACUCCCACGCAGCGGGAUCCAUAUUGCUACAAAGUUCGCAGAUCAGAGACCGGGACGGACAACUUUGGGACGGCAACAUUGAGCUGAACACUUCUCAAAGAGAGGACAGCUACGCAUUCCUGCCUUGGCAAGUGCUUUACCUUCUGCAGGGUGACCGUCAGCUUCUGUGGGGAAGGACAGAUGCACCUUCUCAAGCGCAAGAAGCAGGCUUUGCAUCGCUGCUGAUCUGUUUCUCCUGUCUUCUGCUGACAGUCUGCGUUUGCGCGUGGAGUCUUGGAAGCGCUGGGGAUGACCCGAUCAAGGGCACAGGCGGAGGCGGAGGUCCGAAACUGCCUUCCAUGCGGCCGAGCCUGGAGCCCUCACAGGGCCAAUGCAGACCGCUCGGUCCCGGGCGGUCACCUUCCCUGCCGACGUCAUUGCCUGAGGAGGCGGUCCUUCGUCAACAGCAACGGACAUUUACGAGCGUUUGCUGUCCAGAUUUAGUGGUGCCCAUUGGCUCUCAGAGCAUCGUGGGCGUUCCCAGCCUGGCGGCUGUGGCAGCUUCGGACUCUGGAGAUGUUCUGGACGUCGUGGAUCCGAUCGGCAUGCCACUCCUCAAGGUGGAGCUUCAGCUUCGACCGGGCACUGAAGGUGCUAACCGCGUUCGUGGCCCUGAAGGGCGAGGAAGCUCCGCCAUGGAGGCGCCGCUUUUGGUGCUCCGGAACCUGCGACCGGAACCCCGCGGAUCGUUGCUCAACAUCAACGUUGCAGGUUGGGUAAAUACGUCGGCUAUGGCCUUGUCUUUUCUUCGGACGUCCCCUGGAGGCCAGGAGAGGUUGGAGAUCUGCAGCCCCGACUUGAGCAUCUUCGCCUCCUUAGCGCAGGAGCCAAGCGGCAAGUUUGUUCUGAGAAGCGGCAGCGAGGAGACUCUUUGCAUGAUCUUCCACAGCACCUUUUUCCGCGACUUGCAACACAACGCCAUAACUGUGACUGAUGGCAGCAGCCAGGUGCUGUCAAGAACGCAUGCUGCCGAAUUGCAAGUUCCGGAGCCUGGCAGAUUCUACAGCCUGCAGGUCUUUUCCGGAGUGGACCUUGGAGUUGUGCUAUGCUGCCUCGUUUUCAUGGAGGGCCGGGCCAGAGACAUUUUCUGA